Molecule: messenger RNA, 1206 nt
Organism: Periconia digitata
Lineage: Eukaryota; Fungi; Ascomycota; Dothideomycetes; Pleosporales; Periconiaceae
Source: the annotation of a GenBank genome assembly
CUAUACUCGCUCCCUUCGUAUCCAAAAACACAAUCCAAAUCAGCAAUUAACAACAUGCCCCUCCGCACAGCACUCAUCGGUCUCUCCUCAAGCGCCACCACAUCAUGGGCUUCAGGUGCACACCUCCCUGGGCUACUCACCCCCCAAGGCCGCUCGGUCCUACCUAUCAAAGCACUUCUGAAUAGCAGCGUAGACGCCGCAAAACGCGCCAUCGGCGUCUACAAUCUCUCUCCCGACACCAAAGCGUACGGCAGCCCUGAAGACCUCGCCAACGAUCCCGACAUCGAUCUCGUGAUCUGCAACACUCGCGUCGAUGCGCACUUCCAAACUAUCUUGCCUAGCAUCAAGAAAGGGAAAGACGUGUACGUCGAAUGGCCGGUUGCAGGGAACAUGAAGGACAUCGACGUUUUAGUGGAAGAAGCGGAAAAGAGUGGAAGCCGAGUUGCAGUUGGCAUCCAGAGAAGAUGGGCGCCCCAGGCUUUGAAGCUGAGAGAACUGUUGAAAGGUGGGAACGGAAAGCUGGGAAAAGUAUUAAGCAGUGAUGUGAGGGCAUUUGGAGGCACAAACGACCGUGAGAUUAUUCCCACCGGCUUGAAAUACUUCGCGGAACGAGACGUUGGCGGAAAUUUGAUCACCAUUAGCAACGCGCAUUUACUCGAUACCAUUCUCUCUGUGCUCGGUGAGCUCUCGCCGUCUACCACACAUACGGCAUUGCAACUUCAGCGCCCGAACGUUCGCGUGCGAGACCCGGCUACAAAGAACAUUGUAGGGACUGUUCGUUCCAAUGUGCCAGAUCUUCUCUCCCUGCAUGGAACCAUCGCUUCAUCCUCCGCGACUCUGACUUACCUAUUCCGUCGCGGACAGCCUUUCCCUGGCACACCGGUCCUUGUGUGGACAAUCAACUGCGAGUUCGGCGAGAUCCGACUUGUAUCUCCUUCUACACUCUCUUUUGGCGCCUCUCCAAAUGACGAGCCCAUCACCAUUCAUAUCCACUGGUUUGAGAAUGAUAAAGUGGAAGAGAUUGAGUGGCAGUGGGGCGAAGCGGAGCAGCAACUCCCAAUUCCAGCACGCACAGUAUUCAGAUCACUGAUGGCGUUUGGAGAAGGUAAAGAUAGCAGUGAAGGAUGGGUUGAUAUCAAAGACGCUCAAAAGAGAGCACAUCAGAUCGAGGGGUGGCUACAAGAGUGGGAGAAGACGAGAGUUUAA